This is a messenger RNA of Schistocerca nitens (vagrant locust), 2764 nucleotides long. RefSeq lists its product as uncharacterized. NCBI's taxonomy places the organism in Eukaryota, Metazoa, Arthropoda, Insecta, Orthoptera, Acrididae. The coding region runs from base 334 to 1767 and encodes 477 amino acids. The transcript is spliced from 3 exons. The record is from RefSeq and is a predicted model, not a curated record.
CGUCGCAAGCGCAUCGCUGGCAGCGCUCCUCGCUUCCUGUUGAUUCUCUGCCAAGAGUGCGCGGAUGCAGCUCAGCGAGGAAGCUUUGCCUGUGAGUUUUACUCGGCAAUGCGCGCUCAGUAACGGCGAAAGAAUUUUCUUGUAAGUGUUACGGUACUUUCAAAGGAGUCAGAACAUUUCUGUAGGUGCAACUACUGCGACAACAAUUUGAGACGGCGCUGCAAUCGUCUAGUGACGCGUUACUGGCUAUAGAAGAGAUAUAAUUGUAUAGAUUUUGACACUCGUUCCAACAACUAUUCGCUUUUUCUGUGCUGCUGGCAAGUGACGGAAGCGAUGUUCCAGAUACGAGGGCGACCCUUUUCGAGAGUCGAAACGCGGCCGAUAUCUACGUACUCAUCCCUGAGUUCCGUCACAGGCACAGGGGACCGUAAUAUCCUGCUGACGGUGGACACGUCUUCGUUGUCUUCCUCUUCGUCUGGAGGAUACAGUGGCUGUGUCAAUGCCGGCGUGGAAUCGGACCGCGACAGUGAAACUGGGACUGCGGCCAUCGGCCAAUUGGCGGAGACACUUCUGAGGCAGCCGGUUUCCUCCUCCGUCAGCGUCAGCAAGUCAGAUGUGCACUUGGGGCACACCCUUAACUACAAUGGUCCUGUUACCAUCAAACUCAGCCUACAACAGCAGUCUGAGCAUCACACAACAACGUCCCAGUCUGAGUCACAACCUGAGCCUCAGCCUCUGAAUGGACAUCCGUCUCAAGAAAUGCCUCAGAUCGGACAAUGGCGUCGCCAAGAACUGCUGUCUCACAUUCAGCCCAAGACUCAGUUUCAACCAUCUCCACAACAGCAGCUGGUGUCUCAGCCUCAAACUCAGAAUCAGAUUCAAGAUCCUCCUCAACAGCAGCCACUGGCGCAGUCUCACGUUCUGGCUCAUACUCAACAAAACCGGCGGGAACGCAUUCUCAGCACGAAACAACCAGAGGGAAUGCUGCAGCGGAAUAUGGAGAUGGCGUACGGACAAGAUUUCAGGACAGUGAAGCCAUCUGGGUGUCAGCUGAUAGCGGCGGAGCUCGCUCGGAAGGGUCAGUUGACUGGGCUGAUCAGAGACGUGGGAGCCGACGUCGUGCAGUCCUGCUGCGAGCGCAACAUGGCCUUCAUCGUGCUGCUCGUCGUGCUCGUCAUGGUCUGCGGAAUCUCCUUGAGCCUGGUGGUCGGGUACAGGCGCAACGCGUCACCAAGCAGACCCAGUGUCAAUACAACGGUAAAAGGUACAUCGCCGAACGAGCUAAAUACGGAGAACCCACAAAACAUUACGGUUGCUGUGGGCCAAGAGACAGGAUGUAAUAGGGGAGGACACAAAGAGGAUAAACCCUGCAAGGGUAGAAACAAUAACAGCGAUUCGAAGCCAAAACACGAGCAGCCAACAACGCGUGAAUACAAACCUACAACUACAACGGAGAAACAAAUUUCGGAUAAAACUACAAUUGCAACAGAGAAAACAAAUUCUGGACAAACCUACAACUACAACAGUCAAACAAAAUUCGUACAAACGACUUCAGCCAAACCUACAACUACAACGGAGACUCAAAUUUCGGAUAAACCUACAAUUGCAAAAGAGAAAACAAAUUUUGUACAAACCUACAAGUACAGUGAAACGAAAUUCGUACAAACGACUUCAGUCAAACGUACAACUACAACGGAGACUCAAAUUUCGGGACCCUUACAACAUUUUCUGGGGCAAAGAAUGGACAGCUUGUGGACCAUAUAUUAACACGAUUGCAUCAAAUUUGACUUCGGGAACCACAACGUUGGGGAGGAUUAUAAUCCUGUAGGAUGUGUAUAGGAAGAUCCCAAUAGCAAUGUGAAGGUUUGAAUAAAAACGGAACAAACGAAAAAAUACAGGAUUCGUCAAGUAUCGCUGUGAUAUUUUACUAACAACAAGACACUAUAUUAAUUCUAGCUGUCACCAAGUAAAUGCAUCUGGGAAUAAUUUACGCAGCUGAUGAUUACAGUGAGAGUGGAUAUCAUCUUUAUACUGUGCUUUCCUAACAUCCUUCAAGGGGAGGCAAGUCUUAAUUGAAAUGUCCCUGGAGUCGCCAGUAUGCCUGUAAGGGUACUCCAACAGAUCAAGAAGCAUUUGUAAUUUCUGAAGAAAAUUCAGUCAUCCUUCACCACCAGAAAACAAACAUCCUAGUCAGCAGCUUAACAAAUCCCCCAGCCGCAUUGCAAACGCCAAUUUUACCGAGAAAUAUAAUGUCAUUAAGCGUAUGAAAGUAGUCACGGAAAUCUAUUCCAGGAGUUGACAUUUAGUGCGUUCAACUUUUGUGGUACUGUACAAUUCUUUCUUGAUGUUUUCUUAUUAUUCUUUCCGAAGAAUAUCUCCGAAGGACCAUCACGAUUUAAUACCUGUUACUUUUCUUCUGUUUUAUCAUUGAAGAUGUGUCGGCUGAACCUUACAUAAUCAUAUAAUUACCUUAUAUGUUUUUUUUUAAAUUCCUGAAAGACAUUUAUUGAUGUAUGUUUAAUAAUGAAAUACAAUAAUUAAUUUUUAUGGUGUUUAACGGCCGUGUCAAAGAGAUAGGUGUUAAGCGUUACAGCUUUUUCCGAGGAUAUUACAAAUGCAUACCUGAGGUUUUCGUUCUUGUACUUUAGUAAGCUUUCUGUCACAGCUGCAUGAGUCACCAAUACAAUCCAAACAGCGAUAUAAACAUAAAAACUUAUGUUACAGGAAUCAAGCAAUUAAAUUUUUUGGUUUGUGUGAUGUAAGA